Molecule: messenger RNA, 1409 nt
Organism: Camelina sativa (false flax)
Lineage: Eukaryota; Viridiplantae; Streptophyta; Magnoliopsida; Brassicales; Brassicaceae
Product: putative F-box protein At3g23420
Molecular function (GO): protein binding
Source: RefSeq, a predicted model, not a curated record
CAAGCCAGAGGCGGAAGGGAGAAAAUCUGUAAACUUGAUAGAGGAAAAGGGAAGGUUACAUCGAUCCUCAUCAAUGUCCACCAAUCUCCCAAAGGAUUUUUCGGAUCUUCCGAGGGAUUAGGCAGAGGAGGUGCUCUCUAAAGUUCCGGUGACAUCUAUGAGAAGAGUCCGGUCUACUUGCAAAAAGUGGAACACAUUGUCCAGAAGUAGGAGCUUUAAAAAGAAGCACCUCGGUGUUCAAGCCAAACUAGCAACAAAGGAAAAGGAGUUUAUGGUGGUCACGAUGAUUGAUUAUAAGGUUGAUUUGAUGAGCGUAAAUUUUGAGGGUGAAUUAUUAUGCAUGAAACGUCAAGGUACACUUGUUACCCCCGACGCUUCAGAUCAAAUCUAUGUAAGUCAAGUCAUUCACUGCGACGGUUUAUUGUUAUGCAUCAUGAAAGACAACCCUAGGGUCUUGGCUUUUAACCCGUAUUGUGGGCAACCCCGGUGGUUCCCCCCGACCACAGAUAAUUCUCCUUACAUAAACGCAUAUUCGUAUGCCCUCGGAUACAACAACAGCAGUAGCAGCAUCGCCAAAUCCUACAGAAUCUUGAGUUUUGCUAUGGUAGAUUAUGCCGAACCAAAAGUUGUUGAGUUAAAAAUCUACGACUUUAACUCAUCCUCUUCAUGGAGGGUUCUUGAUUUCACUCCAGAUUGGUUCAUAUAUUCUUAUAGCCAUGGUGUCGCUCUCAAGGGGAAUACAUAUUGGUUUGCUCAACCCAGGAAUUCAGAAACCCCUCCUAGCCAAGGAGGAGACCCUUGUUUCUUACUCUGUUUUGAUUUCACAAGUGAGGCAUUUGGCCCGCGCUUGCCUCUGCCCUUUAUGUGGGGUGCUGAAGAUACUGUCAGUCUAUCUAAUGCGAGAGAUGACCAGCUUGCCGUGUUAUUUCAGCGUGUGGAUACAUUACAGAUAGAGAUCUGGGUUACAACUAAGGUUGAGCCCAACACGGUCUCGUGGGGCACCAAGCUUUUCUUAUCAGCGGAUAUGAGAACACUCACCGCACCCAUUCAGUUUAUGUUUAGCUAUUGUGGUCCAACUUUCUUCAUUGAUGAGGACAAGAAAGUCGCUGUGAUUUUCGAUAAAAGCAAAGACCUAAGGCGGAGGCGCAAUACACCUUACAUUAUUGGAGAGGAUGGAUCCUCCUUGAAAGAAGUGGAUCUUGGAGAAUCUCCAAACAAAGAUCUUGAACCACUUGUGUGCCCUUAUGUCCCAAGUUCUGUGCUACUUAAAUAGUUCAUUAUUUCACAAUCCUCACACUAUCAUAAUCUUCUUCUUGCACUUUUACUUUUUUCAUCAUCUUUGAACAAUAUGUAUCUUUUAUUUAAUUUAAUCUGUCUCUCAUCAUUGUUUCUGUCCUUGGGUUGCUUAA